AUGAGGUUGCCACUAUUCGCACUUGUAGCAACCCUUGGAAGCUUCCUGCAUUUAUCUCGGGCAAAUGUUUUUAAUGCUGAAGGCCCUGCACAAUGUUCAAUCUAUGGAAAUUGCGGCAAGAAAAGUGUGUUUGGAGCAGAGUUGCCAUGCCCUGUGUCCAAGCAGUUUAAACCAAAGCCACUUCCAGUAGAAGAUCGAGAAUUCUUGGUGGAGGUGUGUGGAACUGAUUGGCAAGAUACACCAAAUGUAUGCUGCACAAAGGAUCAAGUUGUGAAUCUUCGAAACAACCUACAAAAAGCUGAAGGGCUUAUUGUGUCUUGUCCCGCCUGCCACGAGAACUUCAAGCGCCUUUUCUGUCAUUUUACAUGCUCUCCUCAGCAGCAGCAUUUUACCGAAGUCACGGAAACUCAAAAAUCCACCGAUGGCAGGAAUAUUGUGGCUAGCAUGGACGUUUUUCUGGACUCUACGUGGGCUUCUCAAUUUUACGAUUCUUGUAAAGGUGUUAAAUUUGCUGCUACCAACGGAUAUGCGAUGGAUCUUAUCGGCGGUGGUGCUAAGAAUUACGAGCAGUUUCUUAAGUUUCUAGGUGACGAGAAGCCCUUACUUGGAGGCUCACCAUUUCAAAUCAAUUAUGUCUAUAACACCAGCGGCACAGACCGUCAUUUGUUCAACGAGACGGUAUACGCUUGUGACGAUGAACAUUAUAAAUGUGCCUGCACAGAUUGUGGAGCGUCCUGUCCCAAACUGGCACCCCUAAAUGAGGGCACACAUAAGAUCGCAGGUAUGCCAUUAUUAUCGUUUGUCGUCCUGACUGUAUAUGGGGCACUUUUUGUCUCUAUUGUCCUUUGGCAUCUUUAUCUGUUCAAAACCAAGGAGAGGCCAAUAAUGCUCGAACACGAUGUGGAACAGGACGAGGUUUUGGAAGCAAGCGAUACCCUAUUUCAAGAGCACACAUACCACGUAUAUUCUGUGGACGACAAAACAGCCAGCUUCUUGAGCCAUAUAUCCAGCUUUUCUGCGGCGCGGCCUGCUAUGGUUUUAACGCUGACAACUUUAUUUGUUCUUCUUUUGUCGGGAUGUGCAUGGAUAUUUGGUGAGCUUGAGACAAAUCCCGUGGACCUGUGGGUGAGUAAGACAUCACCGAGAUAUCAGGAAAAGCUCUAUUUUGAUGAGCACUUCGGACCAUUCUACAGAGUAGAGCAGGUUUUCAUUGUCAACGAAACAGGGCCAGUCCUGUCCUAUGAUACUUUAGCAUGGUGGUUUUCGGUGGAAGAAAACAUUACCAGCCAUCUCAAGUCUUCAGAACAAUUAGGUUACCAAGACUUGUGCUUCAGACCAACAGAAGACAGCACCUGCGUGAUAGAAUCCCUUACUCAGUACUUCGACGCGCAACUUCCAAAUGAGGCCGAUUGGAAGUUCAAACUCAAAUCAUGUGCGGAUUCCCCAGUCAAUUGUUUGCCGAGCUUUCAGCAGCCGCUCAAACCAAAUCUUUUGUUCAGCGACGAAAACAUACUUGACUCGAAAGCGUUCGCUGUAACCUUACUUGUAAAUGAACACUCAAAAGAUGCCAUUCUCUGGGAACAACAACUUGAGGAAUUUCUGUUGAGCCUAGAACCCCCGGAGGGUUUACGCCUAAGCUUCAGUACAGACAUGUCACUGGAGAAAGAAUUGAACAGAAAUAAUGAUAUUCUGAUUAUUUGUGCAUCCUAUUUGCUGAUGUUUUUUUACGCAUCAUGGGCCCUGGGCACCGAUACGGGAGAGAAGCGAAUCCUUCUAGGCUGUUCCGGUAUAUUGAUAGUGUUGGGGUCAGUCACGUCAGCUGCUGGGGUAUUGAGUCUUCUGGGUGUUAAGUCGACCUUAAUUAUCGCAGAGGUAAUUCCUUUCUUGAUCCUGGCCAUUGGUGUCGAUAACAUAUAUUUGAUUACCCAUGAAUAUGACCGAGUCUUCAAUGGCACUGAUCUCCUGGAUGUGCAACAAAUCAUGGAGAAAGCGUUGAGAAAAAUCUCCCCCUCAAUUGUCCUGUCUCUUCUCUGCCAACUCAGCUGCUUCUUGACGGCCACAUUCGUUAAAAUGCCCGCAGUCCGCAACUUCGCUAUUUACUCUGCCGUCUCCAUCGUCGUUAAUGUUCUAUUGCAGCUUAGCGCGUAUGUGUCUAUCUUGACAUUAUACGAGCAGAAAUUCCCGAGAAAACGCUUGGCGGCUACUUCUGAAAUCCCUGCCGAAUCGAGGUUCAAGAAAAUGUAUUUGAAGUUGAUUCAAAAGAAAAAGAAGUUAUGCGGAAUUUUCAUAUCUGGCACCUUGACUGCGCUUGUCAUUCUACCAUUUCUCAAGUCAGGAUUGGACCAAACCUUGGCUGUUCCGCAGGACUCUUACUUGGUGGACUAUUUCCAUGACGUCUACGAAUACUUGAACGUGGGGCCUCCCGUCUACUUUGUCUUAAAAGAUCUUGAUCUCACGAAGCGCGAGAACCAGAAAAAAGUCUGUGGUAAAUUUACAACUUGCGACGAGCUUUCACUCGCAAACUCGUUGGAGCAGGAACGCAAAAGGUCUACAAUUGUGGAGCCGGUGGCAAAUUGGUUUGACGACUUUAUGAUGUUUUUGAAUCCCCAAUUGGAUACAUGUUGUCGUUUCAAAAAAGGAACAGAUGAUAUUUGUCCGCCCUUUUAUCCUAGCAGAAGAUGUGAAACGUGCUAUGCUGAAGAUGAAUGGUUUUAUGACAUGCAAGGUUUUCCAGAAGGGCGUGCGUUCAUGAGAUAUUUUGAUAUAUGGAUCAAUGCACCUAGUGAUGAAUGCCCUCUGGCAGGGAAAGCUCCUUAUUCCAAGGCUGUUGCGUAUAAUGACAGCACUAUCACAUCGUCUAUUUUUCGAAGUGCACACAAACCAUUAAGGUCUCAAGAGGACUAUAUUGCUGCUUACAAUGAUGCUAGUCGUAUUGUUGAGUCGUUUGAGCAGUUGGACAUUUUUGCCUAUUCUCCGUUUUAUGUCUUUUUCGAGCAGUACAGAACGCUAAUCUCGUUGGCUCUAAAACUGCUCAACUUCUCAGCGUUUUUGGUUUAUAUGAUAUCGUGGCUAAUUUUGGGCUCCGCAAGCACUGCAGGUCUUCUAGUCUUGACAGUUGGGAUGAUACUUAUCGAUCUUGGUGCAUUAAUGUACUUGUUAAACAUCUCACUCAAUGCUGUUAGUCUGGUUAAUUUGGUCAUUUGCGUUGGCAUAGCCGUCGAGUUUUGCGUUCAUAUUGUGCGCGGCUUCACUAUUGUGCCGCCUCAUGUCAAGACGGAUCGCGAGUCGAGAGUAAUUCAUGCUGUCAACACAAUUGGUGGGUCUGUUUUCAGCGGCAUAACCAUGACAAAGUUAAUUGGAGUUACAGUCUUGGCUUUUACCAGGUCCAAGAUCUUUCAAGUUUUCUACUUUCGUAUGUGGUUCAUUCUGAUCGUGGUUUCAUCUCUACAUGCCCUGCUUUUCUUGCCCGCGAUUCUAUCUUUACUAGGCGGCAAGAGCUACGCGGACGCGGAAGUUGACUUAGCUGAUUAA
This is a messenger RNA of Lachancea sp. 'fantastica', 3531 nucleotides long. The record is from the annotation of a GenBank genome assembly. Lineage: Eukaryota; Fungi; Ascomycota; Saccharomycetes; Saccharomycetales; Saccharomycetaceae.